AUGGCUCCCUCUGCAGACGUACACCCACCGACGAGUGUCAUCGACACGCUCAAGCAGACCGUCUCGCACGUCGAGAACGUACUCCCCACUUCGCUCAUGCCCGUCCAGCAUCCCUCGUCGACUCCCGCCGAAAUUGCGCAGGCCUUCUGCGACUCGAUACAGGCUGCUUGCACUGCUCGCGAUGCAGACGGCAUCAUCCGCCACUUUACCAACGACGGAUGGUGGAGGGACAUCCUGACCGUCGACUUCGACUUCAACUCUAUCCGCAAGGACGAGAUCAAGGGCCACCUCAGCAAGUACGGCAUCCCCGAGAUCUCGAGCCUCAGGGUCGUCAAGCCUCACGACGCCCGCAUCAACGAUGGAGCUGGUUGGCUUGAGGCGUUUACAACUUACCAGACGCCCGAGGCGCGCGGCAAGGGUUUUUUGCGUCUCAAGGAGUCGUCACCUGGCGCAGGCGACUGGAAGGCCUUCACGUUCUUCACCACGCUCUGGGAGGUCAAGGGCCACGAGGAGUUCGCUGGCGCUCGUCGUCCGCUCGGCGCGGAACACGGCGAGCACUCGUCGUCGGAGAAUUGGCUCGACAAGCGCAUCAAGCAGCAGAAGUUUGAGGACGAAGACCCGACUGUCCUCGUCCUCGGCGCCGGGCAGAACGGCUUGAACAUCGCUGCGCGCCUUGGAGCUUUGGGCAUCAAAACACUGGUCGUCGAAAAGAACGCUCGUGUCGGAGACUCGUGGCGUCGUCGCUACCACACACUCUGCCUCCACGACCCCAUCUUUGCCGACCACCUCGCCUACAUGCGCUUCCCCGAGACCUACCCCGUCUACAUCCCCAAGGACAUGAUCGCCAACUUCUUCGAGCACUAUGCCGACAUCAUGCAGCUAAACGUCUGGCUCCAGUCGACCAUCGAGCGCAACCCGGUCUUCGACCCGCAAACCAAGAAGUGGACCGUCCGCGUCCACCGCGAAGGCCAAGACGACCGCGUCCUGAAUGUCUCGCACAUCGUCCUCGCGACUGGCUUCUCCGGCGAACCUCGCAAGCCGACUUUCCCGAUUGACGAGUUCAAGGGUAUCGUGCACCAUUCGGCGGUUCACCCUGGUGCGCACGGGCAGGGCUGGGAGGGCAAGAAGGCUGUUGUUAUCGGCUGCUGCAACAGUGGACACGACAUCGCCGCCGACGCCUACGAGCACGGCUUGGACACCACUAUCGUGCAACGCAGCUCAACAUACGUCAUGUCCUCGGAACACGGGAUCCCCGGCUUGCUCAACGGCGUCUAUGAGGAGAACGGCCCGCCUCUCGACGACGCAGACAUGAUGCUAGCGUCCCUCCCUAUCGAUUUGCUGGCCGAAUUCCACACCGAGGCGACGAAACAGAUCGCGAUCAAGGACAAACCCCUCCUCGACGGCCUCGAGAAGGCCGGCUUUAAGCUCAAUCAUUAUCCUGCAGGGUUGUUCUGUAAAUAUUACCGUGACGGCGGCGGCUACUACAUCGAUGUCGGAUGCUCCCGGUUGAUUGCGGACGGCAAAAUCAAGGUCAAGCAGGGUGUGGAGGUCGAAAGGCUCACCAAGGAUGGCGUUCUCUUCAAGGACGGCGUUGAGCUUAAGGCAGACAUUGUCGUGCUUGCGCUAGGUUACACUUCGCAGCGCGACACGGUCAGGCGGAUCGUCGGUGACGACGUUGCGGACAGGUUAGGCGGUCUCUGGGGCCAAGAUGCGCAGGGAGAGAUCCCCGGAGUGUGGCGGUACUCGGGCGUCCAGCGCUUCUGGUUGCAGAGCGGUAACUUGGCACAAGCCCGUAUCUUCUCCAAGCACCUCGCCCUCCAGAUCCAGAUGAUCGAGCUCGGCCUGCGCGAGCAGCAAGACGGCGCUGUCUCGUACAAGCACAUCCACGACCCUCGUUUCUAG
This is a messenger RNA of Rhodotorula toruloides NP11, 1902 nucleotides long. RefSeq names its product dimethylaniline monooxygenase (N-oxide-forming). Lineage: Eukaryota; Fungi; Basidiomycota; Microbotryomycetes; Sporidiobolales; Sporidiobolaceae. The coding region runs from base 1 to 1902 and encodes 633 amino acids. Gene Ontology annotation, molecular function: NADP binding; N,N-dimethylaniline monooxygenase activity; flavin adenine dinucleotide binding. The record is from RefSeq and is a predicted model, not a curated record. The transcript has 12 exons.